GUGAAACUCAUCAAUUAGGUGGAGUAAAACUGAAAGUCAUAUGAUUUCCCUGUUUCUGUCUCUCUGUGCGUGUGAGAGAUAAGAGAGAAUGAAGCAGGUAUCGAAGGACCCAUUUGAAGCGGCGUUUGAGGAACAAGAGGAUUCCCCCGCAGUUGCUGUUGAUGGACAACAAGACGAUGUUGACGACGAUUACGAUGGUAUUGAGAUCGCUGCUGCUGGCCCUUCCACCUCGACUUCCACAUCAACAGCCCCAACACCACCAGUCUCUGUCGCCAAAUCCAAUGCAAAGAGCAAAGACGAUGACCAGGAGGAGGAAGAGGAGGAGAACAUGGAUGUUGAGCUCUCCAAGUUGCCCUCCGCUGCCGAGUCCGACCCUGAUAAAAUGGCCAAGAUGCAGUCUAUUUUAUCACAAUUCACAGAGGAACAGAUGAGUAGGUAUGAGUCCUUUAGGAGAGCUGGAUUUCAGAAAUCCAAUAUGAAAAGGUUGCUAGCAAGCAUCACUGGAACCCAGAAAAUUUCCAUCCCAAUGACAAUAGUAGUGUCAGGGAUAGCAAAAAUGUUUGUUGGUGAACUUGUUGAAACAGCUAGAAUGGUUAUGACAGAGAGGAAAGAAUCUGGUCCAAUCAGACCUUGCCACAUCAGAGAAUCAUUUAGAAGAUUAAAGCUUGAAGGCAAAGUACCAAAGAGAUCAGUUCCAAGGCUCUUUCGGUAGAUUGACCAGAUACAGUUUUUGGGGCUGACUGCACAGGUCAAUUUGACUGCAGAGUUGAGAUGCAGUACAGUACUGGUAAAAAUCAGAUGCCUGAACCUCUGCUCUUCAUCAGCGCUUGGGCCCUGGGGGCAUCUCCCUUCCCAAAGUGCAUACCAGGAACAGCAGGUCUUGUCCUGAUCGAUGUUGAAAAUCUCAUAUUUCAUUGUUGUAUUAAACUGACAUUUUGAUAUAGUAGAGGUGAAUCAAGUAUUGGGUGUAGAUUUUUUUUUUUUUUUUUUUUUUUUUUUUUUUUGUAUAGCUUGAAAGUCACGAUCCUUGAUUAGCCUUUACUGUUUAUGUUCCCAUAUAUGCCCCGAUGCCGGUGGAUUUCAUUGUGCCAUGUCUUUUUCUGAUUUUCUUUUUCGGCCGGAUGGAUGUAAUUGCGCCAUUGAAGCCCCAUAUUUGAUUCACUUCUUUUUUUUUUGUUGGCAACUUCAUCGCAUUUUUCCUA
Molecule: messenger RNA, 1202 nt
Organism: Alnus glutinosa
Lineage: Eukaryota; Viridiplantae; Streptophyta; Magnoliopsida; Fagales; Betulaceae
Product: transcription initiation factor TFIID subunit 11
Exons: 5
Coding region: 89-712 (207 amino acids)
Biological process (GO): transcription initiation at RNA polymerase II promoter; RNA polymerase II preinitiation complex assembly
Cellular component (GO): nucleus; transcription factor TFIID complex
Molecular function (GO): protein heterodimerization activity; transcription coactivator activity
Source: RefSeq, a predicted model, not a curated record